AACUUCUGGAGAGAUGAAGAGAAAUAGGUGGCAAGGUAGAAGAAACCAUGAACAGCAUAAUCAUAGACGAAUGCGUAAUACCCAGCCUUAUAUGGUAUUCCACCAUCAGCAUUCUACUGAAAGGCCUGAACAAAGAGAAUUGCAAAGCUUGCAGAACUCAGGUAGAAGCCAAACUGAAUCACCUUCUGCAUCUUCCCAUUCACGCCAAAGUUCUUCAGUUCCAGAAUUACCAGGAUUUUAUUAUGAUCCUGAAAAGAAUCGCUAUUUUCGUUUACUUCCUGGGCAUAACAACUGUAAUCCUCUCACCAAGGAGGGUAUUCAUCAGAAAGAGAUGGAAAGGCAAAGGUUAAAACUUUUAAAAGAGGAUGAGAAAAUGGUAAAGAAAACACCUAGAUCUGGGCUGAACUCUUCAAUUAUCUUACGCAAGAAGCAAUUAGGUUUUUAUAGUUCUAUCACUUAUUGCAGGCUGAUUCAUGAAUUAAAGGUGAAUUGCAUGCAGAGAAGAAAAUUAGAAAUUGAGAACCUCAAUUCUUCAGUUUCUGGAAGCAACAAUUUUAAACUAAUUGUGGCAGACACUGCCUCAGAGAGAAUAAUCACUGUGAGUGAGGCAGAACGAGGAGGAUGUAAAUAUGGAAUUGUCGACCUCAGUGGUUUGGGAAAGAAUUCUCUUACCGUAGAGAUGUAUGAUAACCCAUGUUUCACAAAUCGGAAGGUGAAUUCUGUGUGCUGGGCCUCUUUGAGUCAUCUGGAUUCUCAUGUUUUAUAUCCUUGUUGUUAAAUAACGGAUUUGUGUCUCAUGGGUGUUGCAGAAAACUUAGGGUGUGCCAGCCUGCUCCCAGCUUCCUUCUUCAACACCUCUAACACAGGAGAUCAGUGUGGAAUAUCAUGGAGGUUCAACAUCUCCACAGCCUGGUCUUGUGCCUGGUGUCAUAACCCUCAGGCGAAUAACUGCUUUAGCACAGGUUUAAGUCGACGAAUCGUUGUUACUAAUGCAGUGACUGGUCAUCAUCAAACAUUUAAUACCAACAGUGAUGUUCUAGCACAGCAAUUUGCCACCCAGUCUCCAGUUUUGUAUAAUGGUUGUCGUUCAGGAGAGAUUUUCAGUAUUGAUGUCCGUCAAUGCAACCAUAAAGGGGAAAAAUGGAAAGCUGGGCAAUUCUUGCAUGAUUCAGCAAUCACAUCUGUUAAUCUCCUGAAAAGUGAGCAGUAUCUCUUGGCUGCAGAUAUGUUAGGCCAGAUAAAGCUCUGGGACCUGAGACAACUAAAAUGUGUAAAAGAAUAUAGCGGUCAUAAAAAUGAGCACACUAUUCUUCCUUUGCACAUCAAUGAGGAGGAAGGGCUUCUUUCAGCAGUGGGUCAAGACUGUUAUACGCGAAUUUGGAGUCUCCAGGAUGCUCAUUUGCUACGAACUAUUCCAUCUCCAUCUCCAUCCUCCAGAGAUUCUAUUCCAAAUGUGGUGUUCUCGUCACAGCUUGGAGGUGUCCGAGGUGUUCCUGGCUUGCUUAUGGCAGUCAAACAAGAUCUCUACUAUUUCUCCUAUAAGACAGAUGAUCCAUAUUGCCUGGAUAUUAAAAACAUGGACUGUUCUACCUUGCAUAGUGACUGAAAACAAGAAUGAUGGGUCUAGUUGUGCUGUAGUUCCCAUAGUUAACAUUCGGAAUUCUUACAAUUAUCAAUAUUUUUCAGUUAAA
This is a messenger RNA of Protobothrops mucrosquamatus (brown spotted pit viper), 1691 nucleotides long. It is a transcript of the gene DCAF4, whose product is annotated as DDB1 and CUL4 associated factor 4. The transcript is spliced from 14 exons. Gene Ontology annotation, molecular function: protein binding. Gene Ontology annotation, cellular component: Cul4-RING E3 ubiquitin ligase complex. The record is from RefSeq and is a predicted model, not a curated record. Lineage: Eukaryota; Metazoa; Chordata; Lepidosauria; Squamata; Viperidae.